Ciona intestinalis (vase tunicate) is the source of this 2490-nucleotide messenger RNA. The record is from RefSeq. Lineage: Eukaryota; Metazoa; Chordata; Ascidiacea; Phlebobranchia; Cionidae.
UAAACGUUUAAUGCGUGGUGAUAUCUAAUUAAAAUAAACAUGGUGCGUUUCUGGAAUUAAAUGGAAAUGGAUAAGCAGAUUAACCUUGCAAAUAUGUAUUGGCAAUAACAAGAAGACACUCGAGGCUUGUGACAGGGCAUCUGGGACUAAGAAGUCUAAACAGGUCCAACAGAAUUUCUUUAAAGAACACAUCAAUUGCUGGCAACAUAAUUUAUCCAUAAUGGAGAUUGCUGAACCAGAUAAGCCCAUUGGAUAUGGAGCAUUUGGAGUUGUGUGGGCAGUUAAAGACCCAAGAGAUGGAAAACAAGUUGCUUUGAAGAAAAUGCCAAAUGUUUUUCACAACAUUAUGUCCGCUAAGAGGGUGCUGAGAGAGUUGAAGAUGCUGUGUUAUUUUAACCAUGAAAAUGUUCUAUCAGCAGUUGAUGUCCUUCCCCCUGUUGACAGCCCAUAUGAAGAGAUGUACGUCAUCACACAACUGAUGCACACAGACCUUCACAAGAUCAUUGUUUCCCAACAAUCCUUGUCGGCUGACCACAUCAGACUUUUUCUAUACCAAAUUUUACGAGGUGUAAAAUAUUUACAUGGGGCGCGAAUCCUCCAUCGAGAUAUAAAACCGGGCAACCUUUUGAUAAACAGUGAUUGUCGUUUGAAGAUUUGUGACUUUGGUUUAGCAAGGUUGGAAGAACCAGAUGAAUCAAAAUACAUGACCCAAGAAGUGGUUACGCAAUACUACAGAGCCCCAGAAUUGUUACUAGGAGCCCGACAUUACGGGACCGCAGUCGACAUUUGGAGCAUUGGUUGUAUUUUUGCUGAACUUCUUUCAAGACGUAUUUUAUUCCAAGCCAACAGUCCAGUCACCCAGAUCGACAUGAUAUACAAUCUACUAAUGGAUUCAAACAUCAGCUCCACUCAGCAAUUCUCUCAACGUAGUGGCAACCCUGCAAGGGACAUGGAGGCGAGAGCACAGCUGUAUCAGUCCGUGUCUCGCAUGCCAGCCGCACCUAGUACCUUCUACCACCUUGCCCCUAACAUGACGCACGAAGCAGCUCAUCUGAUAUCCAGACUUCUUGUAUGGGACCCGAACAAACGCGUUUCUUGCGCUGAAGCAUUACGUCAUAUCUACCUCCGUGAAGGCAGGCUACGCUACCACACAAGUUUAUGUCGCUGUUGUUGUAUAACAGCGGAGGGUAUAAGACACGCGGCAGAUCAUGAUUUUGAGCCUGUACCGGAUUCUGUGUUUGAUGAUUCCUAUGAAGACGAGCUGAGAACUGUAGAUGACGUCAGAAAUGCGGUGACAGACUUCAUCAACAGCCAGCCAUGCGGACGGAAGGCUCCACUUCGUAUUAAUCCAAACAGCGCAGUGUUUCCAAGAUUUGUUGCUUCUACCGUUGCACAUUCCCAUCCUGUGCCAACCUCUACGAAAAUGCCGUAAUGUGCAACACUGCUGUUUUACUGAGGCCUAUGUAAGCUUGACUGACCAGGAAGAGAUACACAUCAAAAUGUUAUUUGCUCAAAAUAGCAUACAAUUAAUACGUAAUAUGAGUUAUAAAAAUUGUAACCUUAACAUUUUUUUCAGUUUCGUCUUUUUACGUGUGUAUUUCGCGGGUGAUUUUCGGUGCUGUAGUUGUACAUACAUGUUCUCUGUCGUGUGCCUAUAGUUAACAGCAUAGGCAAUUGAACACACGGUGCAUUAACCAAACACGCACUGCUGCUAGAGAUUGUCUACUGCUUAUAAGCCCACUAAUGUUGCAAUGUUUUUACCUUUUCCCUUUGCACGCUGCCCAGCAUGUCACUGACCGCGUGCAUGAGGUCUUACCUUGUCGGUACUCCCUAAGUAAGCCAUGCCACCGGCAUAUUGCUACCUUUGUAUAACGACUGUGUUUUAAUUGCGAUUUAGUAGAGCGGCCAAGUCUUUGUACCGAAUACACAUUUCCUAUUGAACUUUCGAUGUGUGAUCGUCGUUUUACUGUUUUAUUUGCUGUCGUUUUAUGCGUGUGUUUUAAUUCAUAUUACCUGUCGUAUAAUCCCUUCGUAUCACCUUGUAAUCGGCGAUACAUUACUUACCUAUCGGCGUAAAUGAAGCGACGUUGGUACCAGACACUGUUUUUACCAAAGCACGCUAAUCAUUACGUAUUGAUCACCUUAUUGCUGGUUCAUAUGGGUUUGUUUUCAUAUUGAACUUAACGUACAGUGCUAUUAAUACACUGCUGCCCCACCUAAUUGACUGGCAAGCAUAUCAGUCUUUUAGAAUUACAACUAUCUUCGCCUGCAGCGAUUUGCUGUUCUGUGCACAUUCGUCUGAUUUUUUAUUGUGUUUUAAGUUUUAUUAAAAUACCUGUACAGACCGCAAUUACCACACGUGAAACUACAACAUCUGAUCGCAUCCCGUACCGUGUUUUGUCGCCGCUUUUUUUCAUCAAAUCACUUUUGUGUUUUUUAUCUUUUCAUUUGUACCAUUGUGAUUAUUUGUAUUAAAAGAGAUCCAACCUG